Messenger RNA from Equus quagga, 360 nucleotides. RefSeq names its product yippee like 3 (gene YPEL3). The transcript has 4 exons. The record is from RefSeq and is a predicted model, not a curated record. Bases 1 to 360 code for a protein of 119 amino acids. Lineage: Eukaryota; Metazoa; Chordata; Mammalia; Perissodactyla; Equidae.
AUGGUGCGGAUUUCAAAGCCCAAGACGUUUCAGGCCUACCUGGAUGAUUGUCACCGGAGGUAUAGCUGUGCCCACUGCCGCGCUCACCUGGCCAACCACGACGACCUCAUCUCCAAGUCCUUCCAGGGCAGUCAGGGGCGUGCCUAUCUCUUCAACUCUGUGGUGAACGUGGGCUGCGGGCCAGCCGAGGAGCGGGUGCUGCUGACAGGUCUCCAUGCUGUCGCUGACAUCCACUGCGAGAACUGCAAGACCACUUUGGGCUGGAAAUAUGAACAGGCCUUUGAGAGCAGCCAGAAGUACAAAGAGGGGAAGUACAUCAUUGAACUCAACCACAUGAUCAAAGACAACGGCUGGGACUGA